Molecule: messenger RNA, 1323 nt
Organism: Rotaria sp. Silwood2
Lineage: Eukaryota; Metazoa; Rotifera; Eurotatoria; Philodinida; Philodinidae
Source: the annotation of a GenBank genome assembly
AUGAUUUCUCUCUCGAAUUUCAUUUCAAUUAAAAUAAUCAUCGAUGCUCUUAUCUAUUUCUUUUUUAUUAGUAAUACAAAAGGAAAGAAAACAUCGGCAAAUAAUACUAUUACAAUGGAGUGGACAGCAGCAAAAUCGUAUUAUAUUGGUUAUAAUUCAAUCGAUCGAUUUGUUUCUAUCAUAUUUAUUCAUAAUUAUUUACUGACAUGGUCAAUGGCUAUAUUUUCUUCUUUAAUUCUUCCUGUUUUAUUCAUAUUUGCACCAUCAUCACUUCGUACAACUCGUACAUCACAUUUUCUUAUUAUCUGUCUAGUAUGUUUAUCAAAUAUGUGUUCUCUUUAUGUUCAAGCAUAUAUGAUAAGUGAUAAAGGUGAACUAAAUUUAUCAUAUCAUACAUGUCGUUUUAUUGUUUAUAUAUCAACAUUUGCUAAGCCAAUUGGACUUUAUUUAACAUUGUUAUUUAGCAUUGAAAGAUUAAUUACAAAAGUUUUAUCAAAUUUUCUUUUACGUUUUAUGAAUUAUCGUCAAUUAUGUCAAAGAUUAUAUACAUUAUUAAUUUUUCUUGGCACUAUUUUAAUAUUGUCUAUUCGAUUAUUUCAAGUUUUAAAUUUAAUUGUACGAAAUCAAUCUGUAAUAAAUGUAACAUCGAAUGAUGAUAUCGAUCCAUAUGACAGUAUAGAAGAUGUCAGUAGUAAUUCAACAGAUCGCUAUAUUACAUUUAAAUAUUGCUUUAAUUCAAUGAAUAUAUAUACCUAUGCUAGAUUUCUUUCAUUUUAUACUAUACAAUAUUGGUUUGAACACUUUGCAAUAAUCAUAAUUAUUCUUAUUUUAUUGAUUAUUAUUAUUCAACAAUGUUUAUUACCACGUAUUCAACAACAAAAUUUACCACUUCAUUUUAGUGUUAAUACAAAACUUUAUUUAUCACUUUCAUCAUGUGUUAUUAUAUCAGAAUUAUUGUUAGUUUUCUUGCAUUGUGUUGUCGAUGAUAUUAAAUAUAAUAAUACAGAUGCACAAGCAAUAUCACUAGAACUUAUGUUAUUUGUAUACAAUAUUCGUUGUAUUCUUCUUCCAUUUAUCGUUUGUAUAACGACUUGCGAGCCAUUAAAAGAACUGUUUUUUGAAAUGUUUAUUUCACGACCUUAUCUCGAUAAUAUUGAUGAAAAUGAUACUACCAAUACACAAAAUAAUCGAGCAGAACCAUUUUCAUCUACACAACGAACAAGUAAUCGUCUUCAACAAAAAUUUCGUCGUACGUUUACAAAAAAUAAAACGAAUGAUAAUGACGAAUAUUUUGAUAAUGAAGAAUCACAGGCUGAUUUGUGA